Solea solea (common sole) is the source of this 2733-nucleotide messenger RNA. RefSeq names its product X-ray repair complementing defective repair in Chinese hamster cells 6 (gene xrcc6). Gene Ontology annotation, biological process: telomere maintenance; cellular response to X-ray; cellular response to gamma radiation. Lineage: Eukaryota; Metazoa; Chordata; Actinopteri; Pleuronectiformes; Soleidae. The transcript is spliced from 13 exons. The record is from RefSeq and is a predicted model, not a curated record. Gene Ontology annotation, cellular component: nucleus; Ku70:Ku80 complex. Bases 117 to 1949 code for a protein of 610 amino acids. Gene Ontology annotation, molecular function: double-stranded DNA binding; DNA helicase activity; telomeric repeat DNA binding.
GACGAGACGGCCAUGACGUAUAGUGAGCGUGCGCCUUUACUUCCUCAACACCACCAGUCACUGAAACUCGUCCGGACUUGUUGGGAGAAGUAAAUUAGUGCCUUGGAACAGUCCCAAUGGCAGAGUGGAACGCCUACUACCACAAUGAGGACGAGGAUGAAGAGCAGGAGGAAGGAGAGCAAUCUGGAGAGUAUUACAAACUCACAGGAAGAGACAGUUUGGUCUUCUUGGUCGACGCUUCCAGGGAAAUGUUUGUUAAAGGUGAAGACGGAGAGCCAUCUAACUUUGACAUGACUAUGGAGGCCGUGCGCAGUGUGUACACCAGUAAGAUCAUUAGCAGUGACAGGGACCUGGUGGCUCUGGUUUUCUACGGCACAGAACAAAGCAAAAACCCCAAGGACUCGUUCAAGCACGUCUAUGUGUACCAUGACCUCGAUGAACCUGGUGCAAAGCGAGUGCAGGAUGUGGACGCUCUGCGUGGUAAAAAGGGCGCCCAGUUAGCAGCUGAGACCAUGGGCAGCGGAGAGACAUCAUUAGGCGACGCCCUGUGGUGCUGCGCCAACCUGUACAGUGACAUCAAGCUUCGUCUCUCACACAAGAGGCUCAUGAUCUUCACCUGCAGGGAUGAACCACAUGGUGGCGACAGCGUGAAGGACCGACAGGCUCGCACAAAAGCCAGUGACCUCAAAGAGACAGGUGUUGUGAUUGAUUUGAUGCACCUGAUGAAACCUGGCGGCUUCGAUGUCGCUCGGUUCUUCUGUGACGUUGUCAGUCCACCAGAGGAUGAGAGUGAGCUGGGGUUGCAGAUGGAGCCCUGUGGCAAACUGGAGGACCUCAAGAAGAGGGUGCGGGCCAAAGAGCAGAAGAAGAGAACCAUGGCAAGAUUAAACCUGAUUCUGGGUGAGGGUUUGAAUGUCGCCGUGGGACUUUAUGCAACUGCUGUGAAGGCCACAAAACCUGGUUCCAUCAAACUGUACAGGGAAACCAACGAGCAAGUCCGCAGCAAAACCCGCACAUUCCACACUCAGACUGGCAGCCUGCUGCUGCCCAGUGAGAUUAAGAAAGCACAGAUUUAUGGUAAAAAGAUGAUAGUGCUGGAGAGGGAUGAAGUGGACACCAUCAAGAAGUUUGAUGACCCCGGAUUGUUACUCAUUGGAUUCAAACCAAUGGAGAAACUGAAAGUGCACCAUCAUAUCCGGCCUGCCAUCUUCAUCUAUCCUGAGGAAAAUGAGAUUAAAGGCAGUGCAUGCCUGUUCUCGGCUCUGCUGACGAAGUGUAGGGAGAAGAACGUGUUCGCUCUGUGCCGCUGCAUCUCCCGCCGAAACUACCCUCCGCGAUUUGUUGCCCUAGUGCCUCAGAAAGAGGAGAUGGAUGAGGGACGAGUACAGAUCACACCACCAGGUUUCAACGGCUUCUCCCUGCCGUACGCCGACGACCUGCGAACACUCGAUCCUCCCCAGUGUCGUCGCGCCUCACAGCCACAGGUGGACAUGAUGAAACAAAUUGUCUCCAAACUCCGCUUCAAAUACAGGAGCGAAGCGUUUGAGAACCCGGUCAUCCAGCAGCAUUACAGGAACCUGGAGGCCUUGGCUCUGGAUAUGGUUGCUCCAGAAGAGACAGACGACCUCAUCAUGCCAAAGGUGGAACAGAUGGACCAACGUCUGGGUCCUUUGGUCCAGGACUUUAAAGACCUGGUCUACCCUGCCUACUACAACCCGGACAACAAACCUGCUGCAAAACGCAAAACAGCAGAUUCAGGAGGCGGAGCUGAAAAGAAGCCGAAAGUGGAGAUGUCAGAAGACGAGCUGAAGGCCCGUGUGCAGAACGGCACUUUGGGAAAACUGACGGUGUCGGUGCUGAAGGAGGCCUGCAAACAAUUUGGGAUUCGGACAACGGGGACCAAGAAACAGGAACUCAUUGACGCUGUUACUGGCCAACUGGGUUCAUGAAGGAAGUCUGAGACCUUCAGCCACGCACUAAAUUUUGUGAUCUAAUGGGCUUUAAAGGUCGGAAGUGUGUGAUCACUUUAAAAUAAAAAGUGUUCUAUUUUCGUAGUCUUGCGCCAAUGUGAUUAUGACUUAAUUUUCUGAUUUAUCCCUGACAGAAAACUGAAAGAAAGACGGAGAUGUUUGUUUACUUGGACAGAGAGAGAGAGAAUCUGCACUGCUGUUAAAAUAGUUUUAAAAAGAUAAUACUUGGAUGCAGCCUAGUCUCUUAAAACUACAGUGAGAGGUGUGAGUUUUAUGUAAUCAUGCUGGUAGAAAGUCAAUGUCAUCAUCUACAGAUCUCUCUCUGUCUAUUUUUGCUGGGAACGGCGUGAAAAAUAGGGGAGAUGUUUAAAAGUCACGAGUUGUGACACACGCACACACACACGCAUGUCUCGGAUGAACCAGUUCAUAGUAUAUUCCUUUUGUAUGUAUUUACUUUAAGUGAGAGGCUGCCAUCUCGCUCUGCCGUGUUUCUACCUGUGAGCUCUGAGAAUUCCAGAAGACCACCACAGUUCCUUGAUAUGUUCGAUAAAGGGAGGGGUGACUAUCAGAGUUCACAAAUUCUUACACACUGGACCUUUAAAUCUUCCGCGUGGCCUGUGAGGUUUGAGAUCAACCUUUCCGUCAAAGACGUUUCCUGUUCUUGCUUGAUACGAUUAAACCUUUAAAAACCAGGUAUUAAAAUAGCCUGUACCAUAAACACAGCCAUAAAAAAACAACAAAUAAAAGAAACCUCUUGUUUCCA